Molecule: messenger RNA, 5135 nt
Organism: Manis pentadactyla (Chinese pangolin)
Lineage: Eukaryota; Metazoa; Chordata; Mammalia; Pholidota; Manidae
Product: ADP-ribosylation factor 2
Exons: 5
Coding region: 99-644 (181 amino acids)
Biological process (GO): vesicle-mediated transport; intracellular protein transport
Cellular component (GO): plasma membrane; cytoplasm
Molecular function (GO): GTP binding; GTPase activity
Source: RefSeq, a predicted model, not a curated record
CGCUCCUGUCGCCAUUUUGCAGAGCGAAACCCAAAUCGGAAAGGCAGCGGUGUCAGUAGCGGUGCUCACUGUGGUGGCAGGUAACAGAAUUCACUACAAUGGGGAACGUUUUUGAAAAACUGUUUAAAAGUCUGUUUGGGAAAAAAGAGAUGCGGAUUCUUAUGGUAGGUUUGGAUGCAGCUGGAAAAACCACCAUCUUGUAUAAACUGAAGCUGGGAGAGAUUGUGACUACCAUCCCUACAAUAGGUUUCAAUGUGGAGACAGUAGAAUAUAAAAAUAUCAGCUUUACAGUCUGGGAUGUUGGUGGCCAAGACAAAAUCAGACCUUUGUGGCGACAUUAUUUCCAGAACACCCAAGGUCUGAUUUUUGUGGUUGACAGUAAUGACAGAGAGCGGGUCAAUGAGGCCCGAGAAGAACUAACCAGAAUGUUAGCAGAAGAUGAGCUCAGAGAUGCAGUUUUAUUGGUGUUUGUAAAUAAACAGGAUCUUCCCAAUGCUAUGAAUGCAGCAGAGAUAACAGACAAGCUUGGCUUACAUUCCCUCCGCCAGAGAAACUGGUACAUUCAGGCUACUUGUGCCACCAGUGGAGAUGGGCUUUACGAAGGCCUGGACUGGCUCUCCAACCAGCUCAAAAACCAGAAGUGAUUGCAAGCGCCCCGUUCCCUGUGCAUCGUGGCAGAAUUAGCUGGCCUCUUCUGUGUGCAUGUGUGCGUGUGAGGAGCCAAGUGUGGAUGUGUGGCUGGGAGUGGGAGCAGCUUUCUCACACCGUGCCUUAUACAUGCUAUAAGAAAACCAGUCUUAACAUUUUAAGGAAAACCAGUGUUACAUUUUAAGUGCUACCUUCCAUGUCAGUAACUUUGACGAUCAGUGUUGUCGUUGAUGUGAAGUCCAGAGGGCUCAUUGGUGCACGAUAGCCAGCGUGGUCUCGGUGCGGUGGGGGAGGGGGAGGAGAGUCGGCAUGUGGACCGUGUUCAGUUGUGCAGUCCUGGACCUGGCGUUCCUGCGUGCCUAGAGUCCUGUUAGACUUUGGUGUCCUUUUGUGAAAAGUAAGGAAUUCAUUCUUUCCCAUCACUGCCAGAGCUAGCAACUCACUUUUCAGUGCUUUAAAGCAAAUGAUCCUCAAGAAGAAAAGGCACUUGGCUUACUGUAAGUUUGAGGUUCAGAUUUGAACUUUCCCCUUAAGUUAUAUUCUAGCCUAGACUUCCUGGUUUAACAUGCUUUAUUUAAAGGACUCAGUGGUCUUUUUCUUUUUUUAGAGGAUCAAGACUCCGUAACACUAGAAUAUUAUCCAGCCCUUCCCUUACACUGGUUCCUUCCCUUGUUUGCCUCUUACUUGCCAAAUGGAGACUGUGUGGGGUAGUAACCCAGCGGGGAGGCUAAGGCUCUACUGGGGCCUCGCAGCCAAGCAGAGGGUCAGGUUAAGGAAGUAAGGUGAUAGUCGUGUUUGUGUCCUUGCAUCACCACCUCAGGCUUCAGGCUCCUGAGACUGCUGCUCCCACUUCUCUGCUCUUCUGAAUGUGCUGUGCUCGAAGCAGGAGGCUCACUCCUGGGAUGGAAUCACCAAGUACAGUUAUGUUAGCCCAACUUUCAGUUGGUUAGUUUCUGUGCCCAGAACCACUCACCUGUGAGUUCUGAGAGAGUGUGAGAGAAUCAAGAGGUUAGUUUUGGGGACAAGAUUCUCAGCAUCCCUGGUAUUGCCCCUGAGUUGGUGCUAAAUUUUGCUAUGAAAAUUGUGUAGUCUAGACUGCUCUCUGUGGCACUGACCCCCUCUUCUGGAUGGCAAUAAUGUCUUAUGUGGAAAUGUGCUUUAUGAUGUCCUCAAAAUAUUAAUAAAAAUGGUCUGGAGAUGAGCUAGGUUCAUUCAGUAGUCUAGAGCUCUUUUGCCCAGAUAGCUGUUGGCCAGAUUUGUACCCAAGCGCUUCCACUACUUUACCUUUUAAAAUUCCUUUUUCAAAAAAUCUUUAUUCAAAUUACAGAGGAGGGGAACAGAAGGUGAGUUUUAACCUAAGUGAACCUUGUUUAUUGAUAACAAUGAAGUUGAUUUUACUAGGAAGAAAUUUCACACCAUGAUAAAUGUGGAGCAUAAUGUUUUUCUUUAAAAUACUAACUUUAAAGAAUGUUCAUUGCACUACUGGCAACCAAGUCCAGAUGUGAUUUUUAACCAUUUAGUAUUUAGGUGUACACCUCAAAUUGGCAGGGACGGUGUCUCACACUUUUGUACUUAUGCUUAGUACGGUGUACCUAGUACAGCGCUAGGCCUCGUUUAACACUUGCUGAUUGGUUGGCCAAUAAAGAACUUGCUUUGGAAGGAGGAGAGGACAGCCAGGUGCUUCUAAAUGUCUUGAACUACUUUAAAACCCCUUUCCUCCAUCUCAGCAGAUUGCUACUGAAAACUCCCAGGGUACUUGUACAAAAGACAACCAUGAAGGUGCUGCUGCCCUUACACCUGUAGCAUCAUUCCUCUCUGCUGUUCUUCGCGGCACCUUCAACUACAGUCUUACUCUUUCUAUGAUUUUGGAGCUGGUGAGCAGGGUAAGUGAGAGACACUUCAGUGUAGUGACUUUGGACAGAGAUCUGGGCCCCUGAAAGCCAUAUUCACAUCCCAGCUGUGUCCCCCACUAGCUGCUGGCUCAGACCAUUUACUCUUAGCCUCCAUCUGUCUGAGCCUCAGUUUGCUUGACUCUUAAAUGGGGAAUAACAAUACCUACCUAGUAAGAUUGUGAGGACUACAUGUCUCAGACCUUUGUAUGCCUGGCUCUGGUGUUUCCCUAAGGACAUCUUGAUGUCCAAAGUGGCCAGUUCGCUGGCUGCAAACUAAUCAGCGUUACUUACAGGAGAAGGGAAGUGGGAUGGGAUGGGGCUGUAUUUAUUCUCUGUCCUGCUCUGUUCACCUAAUCAGCUCAGUCCUUUUUUUAGCCAUGGUUAGAAUGAGACCAGCUCGUAUGCUUAUUUAAAAAGCACAUUACUAUGUCCACUCUCUCCUCUUUUUUCUUCUUUUUCGCUUUUUUUUUGUUGAAAAUUCUGUGGUUUUUAGUAUAUUCACAGAGUUGUGCGACCACCAGUGCUAAUUGUAAGCUCUUCAUCACUCCGUAAAGAAACCCUGGAUCCAUUAGUGUCACUCCCCAUUCCUGCCUUCCCCCGGCCGCUGACAUCCACUAGGCUCCUUUCUGUCUCCAUGGAUUUGCGUGUUCUGGCGGGUAAGCUGGUGGGUGCUUUAGAACUGCUGGGGUGCCGAGGGCCUGACCUGACGGCAGCAGCUGUCCUGAGGCAUCAGUCUGAGUUAGGAGCCCCAGGGAAGAGCCAUAGUUAGGUGACCAUGGGAUUUAUUAUCUGCAGAGGCAACAGGAUAAUAAUUACGUAGGGAUGACAGGUGAAAAUUGAGAUGUCAUCCUGUAUCAGAAUGGCAAGAGCUCUGAAUCUGGAAUCAGGCUGCAGCUAAACUUAGAGCUCUGCCCAUUCACUAGCUGAGUUGAGCUGGACUACUCAGCACUGACCCUUGAUUUCCUCCCCUGGAAAUGGAAGGUCCCAGGCAUACCCGGGGUGCGGCUUUCUGAAUGCUAAGAGUUUGGGGUGAUGUGGGGGCUCCAUGGGUCAAAGCUGUAUAUUGUGGAUCAUGUCAUUUGAACUGUUUUAAGUAACGCCUUAAACAGGGCUGAGAAUUUGCCUGUGUGUUUCACAGGACAGGAGGGUUUUCCCUCCUGUGGAAGGUUCAAGUGGAAUGAAAUAUGACACCUGGGUCCUUUGUCCAUAGGUAUGUGGCAGAGGUUGUCAGACAGUAUGCAGAGAAUCUGAUGAUACAUGCUGUGGCAAUGCUUUUUAUCCCUUUAAAAUUUUUGAAAUUUUCCACCUUUUUCAGUAGGAGCUUUGUUGAGAACAAUUCACAUUCCAUUCAGUUCACCCUGAAAGUGUACAUGAGUGGUGUUAGGGUACUCAUGGAAUUGUGCAGUCGUCACAGCAGCCAGUUCUGGAACAUUUUCAUUGCCCUGACAAGAAACCCUGUACCUUUAGCAGCCACUCCCCAUUUCUCAUACCCCCCAGUCCUAGGCAACCGCUAAGCACUGACCCUUUCUGUCUCUGUAGAUUUGGGGAGAUGCUUUUUAAACUUUGCCUUUUCACCACUGCUGGUCUCUGAGGAGCACCACACUAAGAAUGUCUCUCCUAUUUUGACUUACUCUUCUCAUCCUCUUUUACACUAAUGCAUGGUGCGGGAAGGGCUCUAGGACGAUGCUGUGGCAAGCAUUGGAUGGAGCCGGAAGCAGAUGGCCUCCCGGGUCCGGCCAGUAAGCAGUUGCUGCUGUGUUUGCCCACUAGGUGGUGCUGAUGCUCCAUCCUGUUGACCCACAGGCAGCCCUGGCUGCGGUGGGCCAUGGGGAUUCCCAUGAAUAGGAGAAUCCAUUUUCUUAUCUGGACACCAAACGUGACCAAGAAAACAGCGACAAUGCCAUAGAUAUGCCUGGAAGAGAAAGGCAAAAUAGGCACCUAGAGCAGAGGACUUUGCCAAUAAUAAAAGCAGCCGCAGGAUUCGCAGCAGUAAUUUUCAUGGUAAAGCAGUAAUCACUACUAUUUAUUGAGCAUACUGGAUACCAUCUAUGUACUUUAUAUACAUCAUCUCUAUAAUCUUCACACCCAGCAAGCAUGUGCAGUACAUAUGCUUUACAAAGGGGUAAACCAAGUUUCAGAAGAGCAAGUGAUUUGCUGAAGGCCAUGUGGUCAUGAUUCAAAUGCGGGUCUGGGCACCAGAGCCCAUAUCCUUUCAGUUUACACUGCUGCUAAUACAUGGACAUUGGCUUCCAGAGCUUGGCAGACAUGGAGGGAAGGAAGCAAAAGUGCCCAGUGGUGACAUCUAGGGAGGGUCCAGAGCCCAGGGAUACUGAGCAGCAUGCAAAGUACCACGCCAGCUGACAUGCAAGGGGGAUGAGUGGGGAAUGAGCAGUGACCGGAGCAGGAGGAGCCGGGGCACAGGCCAGUGGGGAUCGUAGCCAAGGGAGACUUGGACCUACUCUGGACGCUAAUAAUGUUCUUUGGGAAGCAAAAACUAAUCACUAUUGUAAUGGCUACUCAACUGUAUAAAUUUACUAAGAACCAGUGAAUUGUUUGCUUAUAAUGGGUGAAUUGUAUGGUACAUAAAUGAUACCU